Molecule: messenger RNA, 5179 nt
Organism: Haliotis rufescens (red abalone)
Lineage: Eukaryota; Metazoa; Mollusca; Gastropoda; Lepetellida; Haliotidae
Exons: 4
Coding region: 999-4532 (1177 amino acids)
Source: RefSeq, a predicted model, not a curated record
AUCACUGUCACUCCCGCGUCCUGUUUCUACCCACCCUGUGUUAUCCGAGGUGAACACGCCAUAUCGACCCGUCUCCUCAGUGAACACUCGAUAAGCCAGACUGUACGUAUACCCUGGCGUCUCCCGCCCUGUAUGUACUGACUGGAUGAUCGACAGUUCACAGCUUGGAAAUAUGAUUUAAUUUCCUGUUUUCUUACACGCACACACUGUUUCGAUUACGGCGUGAUUCCAUUGCAUAUAAUUGUUAGUUUAAUUUGAGAUUUCAUGAUCAAUUAUCCUGCAAGAAUGACUAUUGUUACUAUAUCCUGGUUUCGUUGAUCACGGGUAUGAUAAAUACACACAACGGUUAGUGGUGUUAUUGCAGCUCCGCCGUUCUCUGUAAAUUUUGCCGCUUUUGAAUUUUAUCUGAUUAAUCUAAACGCCUAGUGUUAAAACACAGCUCGACGUGCACAGACCCGUUGUACGACUGCUGCCGCGCAGAAUUGUUGUGUAUUUCUCGCAAGGACUUGUACAUGUAUCGUCACUGUGUCUUCCAACAUCGUUGUAGACUAAGUCACGAGUCACAUAUGAAAUAUUAAUGAUGAAAUGAUGCGAAAUUCCAGCAUCAAUAAUCAAGCGUUUCAUGCUGGUGUUAUGAGUGAGGAGCUGGGAUCGAUGAUUGAUGCUGCGUGUGUACAGUGCAUGGCUGCUACGUAGACUAUUCCAAUGGACAAGCUGUUGCUACCCGGUCAAUGGGAAUGUUAAGACACACGGCAGGAAUGACGUAGCGAGCAACGUCACCAGCAGCGGUAUGAAACACAGGAACCCCCGCCACGUUGUAGACAGGAGCUAUAAAUAGUAAGGGAUAUAUCCCUGUCAUAUUCGACACCAUUCCACUCGACUAAUGUUAUUUGAAGUUGCAGUAUUUCAACUGCCUAUCAAAUCAAAUUACAAGGAUCCCUGUGUUUCCGAGAUAUCGUUCUACCUAUUUGGUGUUGUAAAUACUGCCUGUGCCGGAGAUGGGGGUUUCAAGGAUUACACCUGUGCACGUGGCUACCUGGGUGUUCAUUGUCACCGUUGUCAGCGGAGUUGAAAGCGAGAAGAAGUACUGUGACGUCAGGUUGUGGUAUCUGGACCUGGUGACAGAUGGACCUCUAGCUGGGCAGCUGUCAGAAGAAAGAGUUGUUCUCAAAGCAAAGAUCGAAAAAAUGAUGGAGAAAUACAAAGCUGUUGGACGAUCAGACGGCAAGGUGGAGUGUCGCAUACUUGCAUUGUACGAGGAAUUACUACGAGCAGACGACAAACCAACAGAAACACCUGGCGGGGAGAAAGAGAGUACCGAUUCCGUAGAUGAACCAGAAAAGGUCAAGGACAGAAAAGACAACGCGAGCCCUCAGCAAAAACAACAAACGGACUCAGAACAGAAGGAAACAGAUAAAGAUAAGCCUAGUUCUCUAGAAGAUGAUACCGAUCUUGAUGAAACAGAGUUUGGUGAUGAAACUGAGGGAGAAACUGAAGCACAAUCGGAUGCUGCUGCUUCCCCUUCAGGUACUGCCUCUGAGAGUGUACAGGAGCAGGAAACAGCCGGUAUUUCAAAACAAGAAACCAAGACUGGCCACAAACAGGAAGACGAGCCUGUCAAAUCCGAAGAGGAACCCAAGUCAGAUUCUAAGGUGGACGCAAGUCAAGAGACGACAAGUAGUUCCAGCAAGAAGACACGAAUGGUUGAGGAAUUUGUAUUUGAUCCUCUCCGGGGAUAUGUCAAAGUAAUGAAAGAAGUUGAUAUUGUUGACGAAGACGAAAAAGACAAGAAAAAAGGACCAGAAUCGGAUAAAUCUGUCAAAUCAGGUGCUGAAGCAACACCACCUAUCGAAACAAAGAAGACUCUACCCGAGACAGAGACACUAUCAAAAGAGAAGGAAAAUAUACAGGAAAAAGAUGUAACAGAAAAGAAGACUGUGAGCAAAGAACAAACAGUCAUACUGCAAACUUCAAAAGAAAAGACGAAAUCUGAACCGAAAGUACCCCAAACAUUGACAUCAUUACAAAGAAUACAAAAUGCUUGUUUAUACCGACAUAAAUGUGCAGUGUAUUGUUACUAUGGCUUUUCCAAUCGCAAGUGUCUUGAGCAUUAUCCGGAUAUAGAAUAUAAAGUAGUUCCAGAAAUCCAAACAGAACAUUUGAUACGUGAGACAAUUAGCGAGAGCUCCAAAGAUGAGACGGCUGGUGACAAUGCUAAAAAUAUGUUGUCAGUAACCGAAAUGUUAAAGAAAAAGGAAUUAAGCCAACAAGAAUCAAAGGUUGUUCCAGGAGCAAAUCUUGACAAACCAAAUUCCCCUGAACUUGGGUUGGGAAACAGUAAACCAACGGAAGUUGUCGACAUGGCUCAGACAAAAGAAAGUAGCAGCACAGAGACAAAUGAAGCAAAGACAAAAUCCGAGGAUAAAAAUGAUUCAACAAAGAAACAAAACCAAGACGGAGCAGAUGAAGGAUCUACAAGAUAUCCACAAGGGUUCCGGGACUUCACAGAGGAUCUGCAUAGGUUUGAGAGACAGUUUCAAGAACGAGCUUCAGAAUAUGCAAGUAAGAUCCAAAGUUUGGAGAUCAUGAUCAUGAAGCUGGAGAACCAGUUACUGGGUGAGACAAUCAACAAGCAGAAUGACAGCAACGUCUUGUCCAGGCUCGAGAAUCAGAUAUUGAGACUCGAGAACGACCUGUUGAAGCUUAACCACAACUAUGUCACUUUGAAAGAAGAAAACGACAUCAUAAAAGCUCGCCAAGGGAAAUAUCUCAAAUUGGGACAUGACAAAGGUGACCCAAACCAACCAUCUCUGACUGACAACAGCACGAAACAUUACGAGCUGAUCACACAACAGCAAAGCAAGAUAUCAGAGCUGUCGACCAUUUUGAAGAACCACUCCAUCCUGUUCAACCAGCUUCAGAGCAAAUCACAACAUCUUGAAGAACAGAAUCAGAUGUUGUAUCAAAUCGUCAUGAACCAAACAGCUCUCAUCUCUAGUAUCAUGAAGAAGAUGCAGGACUUGUCCGAGGAGAGUUUGAAGCACCGCCAUGAGACCCAGGAACUCAAGACUAAACUGGAGAUCAAAGCCAACUCAGACAGAAUCUUGGAGCGAUUGGACAAUCUUGUAUCUGGAACACCUGCCAUCUCGAAAAGCGUUGUAGACGAUGGUAAACCGGAAGAGAAGGUUAUUACAAAGACUCUACGAAGUUUCUUUCCCAAAUCCCCUGAUGCUAUAGUAGAGAAGCGUCCUUGGUCGUGUGGUGGUAUUAAUAGCUCUCGUUUUUGUGUGAUGUAUUCCUUAGUCGUAUCCCCAUGCCCACCGUUCUCGACUGUCUAUUGGGAGAAGUGUCCAUACUUUCUAAAAGACAUUUCGAAAAUUAAAACAAAUGGCGAAAGUAAAUCCUCUGAGGUCACUGCUUCUGAGCCUGACAACAAGGAAGAUGCCGAGGAAGGUUUUCAGACCAGCCAUCUUCCGGUCAACGAGGAGAAGGAAAGUAAGGAUGAUAUUUUAACGAAGGAAUCACAAAGUGAUGAAACCAAGACGGCUACUAAGGGCAGUGUAGGCGACAGCAGUUCACAUGAUACGCAGGAGAAGGAAUCUUCCAAGGCAGAGACUGAUUCAACAAAACAAACAAAUGAUGUCACUUCCCCACAACCUUCUGACCAAGCACCUGCUCCUGAACCAAGAAGUGAUGACGCCAAGAUGGCUGCUGCAGGUGGCAGCAGUUCAGAUACGCAGAAGGAAUCGUCUAAGGAUGAGGGGGAUUCAACGAAACAAACAAAUGAUGCCACAUCACCACCCGCUGCUGCUCCCGAGGAGAGGAAGAUUCUCUACCCACACGACGGAGACACACCGAAACCUCGAGACUGCUACGAGUACUACGAGGACGGCCACACCCGGAACGGCAUGUACAAGAUUCACCUGGUGGGUCUGGAGAAGAACCUCCCUGUGUACUGUGACAUGAGGGGCGGAGGUUGGACCAUCGUCCUCAAGCGCUCCAGCGGGGGCAUCGACUUCAACAGGGAGUGGUCUGACUACCAGAAGGGCUUCGGGGGUUUGUACGCAGACCACUGGAUUGGUAACGACAACCUCCACUACUUCACGAACCAGAAGAACUAUCGCCUGCGGGUGGACCUCAGCGACUUCCAUUGGGAGAGUCGGUACGCGGAAUACGACACCUUCUGGACAGACGACGAAGAUGAGGGAUACCGGCUCCACAUCGGAGGUUAUAGUGGCACCGCCGGGGACAGCUUCCUAAAGCACAACAACAUGAAGUUCAGCACCAAGGACGUCGACAACGACCUCGUCAACAAAGAGUUGAAAGCCUACGACCACAACUGCGCUAAACGGUUCCACAGUGGAUGGUGGUACUACAAAUGUUACAUGACUAAUCUCACCGGACGCUAUUACAAGAAGGGGGUAGUUCCUGACAAACAGUUUGAUGGUGUUUCGUGGAAAACGUGGAAAGGUCCAUCGGAGUCAUUAAAAGAAGCAGUGAUGAAGAUUAGACCUUUUGGAGUGACAGACUAGAGUUGUGUAGUGGUUAGUGUGCAAUAAACGAUUAUGUCGUGCAAAUGGAUCCCUCCUGGGUAUUUAAACGAAUAUCACCACACAGUCAUCUUGGCAUCAUAAAUGUACAUAUUCAAAGAAAAACUCAUCAUAUGACACAUUUUUAAAGCAAAUUCCAUGUGUUAUCUAAAAUGUGAUUCGAACAAAUAUCAGCUUUUCUUGCUGUAAUCCUUUGCUUGUUCGUCUGUUCCAUUCCAUUCUUCGUAAAAUCCGUUGAUUCUACGGACAAAAUGUCCAUUAUUUAUUCUAUAUGUUGUUAACUAUUCAUAACUCUAUUUCAUGUGAACAGUUUUUGUUACCAAGAAUUUGAUCUGCUGCCAGUCUAAAAAAACCUGUAUCACGUUCUCUAAAACAUCAACGAUGGGCAUUGAUACGAAUGUCAGUGUUUAAACUGUUUUGUAUAAGAUGAUAUUGUAACGUUUUCUUCAAAAUGUCUUGCAAACUAGGCAUUCAACUUCUUCUCUAGCUGCUUUGAAAUCCGGCGGGACGGAUGGCCCAGUCGUCUAGGGCACCGCUAAUUGAUGCGCAGAGUUGUGUCCCUUGGGCACGACAGAAACCCAUAAUAGUGGGUUCGAAUCCCGGUUCGCCCCGAAUAUGUUUCUAUGUUU